AACAAAUUUACCAGGGCUGGCAUGAUAGUGGACCAAACGUGUGAUAUUCGCAGUGAAAAGCACCACGUUACUAUUAGCAGCUAACUUAAAACACCUCUUAUACGGGGCAACACACCGCCAAGGCCGGUUUACUUAGCUUUUUGAGAGGCUUUUCACUCCAGCUAAGUAACCUGCUAGCCGCUCAGAGUUGCUAAUGUAACGUUAACCCGAGUUUUUUACACCUGCAGCCCGGGGCACACAAUGUACUCUUUCUCUGAAAUCACGAAAUAGCCAUAACAGUACUCGCAAUGCAAGCAAGGAAGAAGAGGACAAAGCCCAGGAAAUCUGGCAAAAAACCAGAGCCUCAUGGUCGUGGAGGCGGCUCUCAGCCGGGCCAGGCAGACUCUCCCCUCCCAGAGCAGGACGAGGAGAUCCUGGGCUCGGAUGACGAUGAGCAGGAGGACCCCAACGACUACUGCAGGGGUGGAUAUCACCAUGUGAAGAUUGGAGAUCUGUUCAACGGGAGGUACCAUGUGAUCCGUAAGCUGGGCUGGGGGCACUUCUCCACUGUGUGGCUGGCCUGGGACAUCCAGGAGAAGCGCUUUGUGGCCAUGAAGGUUGUAAAAAGUGCUGAACAUUACACAGAGACAGCUCUGGAUGAGAUCAAGCUGCUCAAAUCUGUGAGAAACACAGAUCCCAGUGACCCCAGCAGAGAGAAAGUGGUGCAGCUUCUAGACGACUUCAAAAUUUCUGGCAUGAAUGGGACUCAUGUGUGCAUGGUAUUUGAGGUGUUGGGAUAUCACCUACUGAAGUGGAUCAUUAAGUCGAAUUAUCAAGGCCUGCCCCUACCCAGUGUUAAAAGCAUCAUACGACAGGUUCUGCAGGGUUUAGACUACCUCCACACCAAGUGUAAGAUUAUCCACACAGACAUCAAACCAGAGAACAUUCUGCUGACUGUCAACGAGUCCUACAUCAAGAAAAUGGCUGCCGAAGCUACGCAGUGGCAGAAGACCGGCGCUGCACCUCCCUCGGGUUCUGCAGUGAGUACAGCCCCAGCACCCAAACCAAUGGCCAAAAUGUCAAAGAACAAAAAGAAGAAGAUGAAGAAGAAGCAAAGGAAGCAAGCAGAGCUGCUGGAGAAGAGGAUCCAGGAGAUGGAGGGAGUAGCAACACCUGAAGGAGGAGAAGAAGAGGAUGAUGAGGAGACAACAACAGAGACCACCGAAGAAACGACUUCCUCAGCCACCCUCUCUAUGUCUGCCACGCUGCAAGACAUUGCUAGCCAUACUAUCACAGACUCAACUCCUGACGAGCAGCCCCAGCAGAAGACAGAGGUAAAUGAACGAAGAAAGGGUGCGGCCGAGGAGGAGAACGGGAUGGAGGUGAACUGCAAUGGCCACGCCUCCACGCCUGAGAGCGAGACCAGUCCAGAGGUACAAGGGACCAAGCAGUUGACAGAGGAGCAGGAGGACCAACAGAACGCAAACCAACCAGAAAGUAACACAGAGACCCAGGACACAUUAAGCAACAAAGGAGAGCAUCAGACCUGUAAUGGUUCACCAGGGGACGCCGACCUGCAGCAGCUCCCCGGCUCGGUCAGCCCAGACUCUGUCACUGUAGAGCUAAAGGAAGGAGACAAGGAGGAGAAGAAGGGAGAUGAGAUGGAUACUCAAGGGGAGAUCAAAGGAGGGGAUGAAGAAGAAGACAGCCAGAAUGGAGCAUCAGGCAGUAUGUUAGUAAACCCCCUGGAGCCUGUUAAUGCUGACAAGCUGCAGGUUAAGAUUGCUGACCUGGGCAACGCCUGCUGGGUGCACAAACAUUUCACAGAUGACAUCCAGACGCGGCAGUAUCGUUCUCUUGAGGUGCUGACAGGAGCCGGCUACAGUACACCAGCAGACAUCUGGAGCACAGCCUGCAUGGCCUUUGAGCUUGCCACUGGAGAUUAUCUGUUUGAACCCCACUCUGGAGAAGACUACUCCAGAGACGAAGAUCACUUAGCGCUGAUCAUCGAGCUGCUUGGCAAAGUUCCUCGGAAGCUGAUCUUGGCUGGCAAAUACUCCAAAGAGUUUUUCACCAAGAAAGGCGACCUGCGUCACAUCACCAAGCUGAAGCCGUGGGGUUUAUUUGACGUGUUGGUAGAAAAAUAUGAGUGGUCCAAAGAGGAGGCACACACCUUCAGCAGCUUCCUGCUGCCCAUGCUGGACCUGGUGCCUGAAAGGAGGGCCACCGCAGCCCAGUGCCUCUCCCAUCCAUGGCUCACAUCCUAGAGGCCCACCCGCGCACACCUCCACCCUCAUAUUGUGAAAGGAUAAAUUAGGUUUGAAGAUCCUGGGCUUGAAAACAUACCGUAAAACAAACAUAUUCAUGUCUGCAAGACCCUGUGACUGCAUCGUGCCUGCGUCCUCCUGUCAUGGCUCUCAGAGGCUACCUACACACACUUUCAUGAAUUGAAUAAAAAGAGAGACUGCUGCUGAGUCUUUGUCCUGUUUUGGAUUACACUGGUGAUGGAAGGAACUGAAGGUCUUCUACCUAUGUUUUUUUAUUGGCUGCAUGGGACUUAUCGACCUCGCUCUCUUUUUGUUUUGUUUUUUUGACUCCAGCUCUUUCUCUGCAGCACAUUAUUCUCUGUAUUUUUAGCUAUAAAUAAUGGACUGUUGGAUUUAAAAGAAAGUUGCACUUUGUCUACAAAUGCAGAAGAAGGCAGGAUGUUAACAGAAACAUAAAGAUCACCAUCAAAACCACAUACUGUUAUCAUUUAGGUCAUUAAUAAGCCAAAUCUGUCUCUGUUUGCCGGUCAUCAUGUUAGCUGUGCCAGAUUUUAUUCUUUUGGCUGUCAAAUGUGUGCAAAGUGCUCCGAAUUAACAACUGCGUAAUGCUAACAGGCAUGAUGAGAGUCUAGUAACGUUCUUAGUGCUGUUAAGUUAGCUUUAUCCUAAAACAACUUUUGUACAUUUGUAUACAGGCAGAACUACAUGAUUGGAAAGCAUAACUUUCAUACAUUUCAAAAUUGUGCACCAGGUCUGGAGGAGGACUCAUCCGAAAUCAAACUCUAUUUUUCAGGAAACUGUGUAAUCUCAGAUUUUUCAAGUGUUAUUGUUAGUUUCAGCAUUAUCCUAUGUUGUCUUAAAAAAGCACUUGGCUAAAUAUAAUGUGAAAAACAUUCAGAUUCCUUCUCUAUGUCAAGCAGGAGGCAGCGGCAGAAGACAACUUUAUGCUGUUUCAUAUCUGGAUCACUUUAAGCCUGUUAAGAAAAAGGCUUCAUAUAUCAUUUCCCACAUUAACAGUCUAAUCAAACUAUAUGUGGACCCAUGUCCAGAGUACAGUACGAUGUACCAAAGAGUCAGCCUUUAGUCUCUCCCUCUCUGCAGCAAAAGCUUUGCAGUUUCUAGAAGAGACUGUCAGCAGUGUAGAUUGAAGGCACAAGAAUUUUUUUGUAUUUUCUUUUUUUUCUUUCUUUUUUUUUUUUUUUUUUUACACUUUUUGGAAAUGCCUCGAAGAAUGUUCAGGUGAUUACAAGUGUUUCCACUGCACAUGGUGGAGGUGUUGACUUUCAAAAUAAUAGAUUGUACUACAAACAAAUGCUGUAAUAAUGCUUUGAAUCCCCUCAAAACCAUUGUUGCUUGUUUUUCUACAAAGUCUCCUCUCCUUCUGUCCAUGUCUACUAAUUUGAUUGUUAAUUUUUUUCCUGUAGGUAAUAAGAAUAAACAUUUUUCAAAAUCUAA
Siniperca chuatsi (mandarin fish) is the source of this 3701-nucleotide messenger RNA. RefSeq names its product SRSF protein kinase 1b (gene srpk1b). Gene Ontology annotation, molecular function: protein kinase activity; ATP binding. Gene Ontology annotation, biological process: regulation of mRNA processing; protein phosphorylation; spliceosomal complex assembly. The transcript is spliced from 16 exons. The record is from RefSeq and is a predicted model, not a curated record. Bases 288 to 2246 code for a protein of 652 amino acids. Lineage: Eukaryota; Metazoa; Chordata; Actinopteri; Centrarchiformes; Sinipercidae.